UUAUAUAAACCAUCUCUGUGAAAACGGAAACAGAAACAAAGACACAAAGUCGAACCAGAAAUCACAGAAACAACAAAAGCUGAAACAAAAACCCAACGUUUUUAAAAAACCAGAACAAACACCACACGAAAGAAAAAAAGAAAAAGGAUGUCGUGCUCCGUUGCGGUGUCGAAUUCUCCUGUAUUUUCCCCAUCAGCAAAUCUCUUCUGCAGCAAAACAUCGGUAUCUAUCCCUUCAUCACCAGCAGAAACAAUUGCACUAACACUGACCCAUUUAAAAUCAACAACACAAUCUCCAUCUUCUUCUUCCGCUACUAGUUCUUGUUCGUCUCCUUCAUCCUUGUCCCCUUGCUCUCAGUUUCGGUUUCGCCUUCAAAAACCACCAUCUGGGCUCAGUUCUUCUUCCUUUGCUUCGGCUUCGGCUUCGGGGUCAGCCGCGACGGUUUUGAAGAGGAAAAGACCGAUGAGGCUGGAUAUACCGGUUGUUAUGGGGUUCGGAGGAGGGCCAGCGACGUCCAGGGCAGGGGAGGAAGCGGAGGUGGAGAGAGAAGGGUAUGGCUAUUCGGUUUAUUGUAAGAGAGGGAGGAGAGAGGCUAUGGAGGAUCGGUUUUCUGCUGUCGUUGACCUUGAAGGAGAUCCCAAGCAGGCUUUCUUUGGUAUUUUUGAUGGACAUGGAGGUGCUAAAGCAGCUGAAUUUGCAGCUGGGAACUUAGAUAAGAAUAUUUUAGAUGAAGUUGUUAGCAGGGAUGAGAAAGAAAUUGAGGAUGCAGUUAAGCAUGGUUAUUUAAAUACUGAUGCCCAGUUUUUAAAAGAAGAUUUUAGAGGUGGCUCCUGCUGUGUGACAGCUUUAAUUAGGAAGGGGAACCUUGUUGUAUCCAAUGCUGGUGAUUGUCGUGCUGUUAUGAGUAGAGGAGGUGUUGCUGAGGCCCUCACAACCGAUCACCGGCCUUCUAGGGAAGACGAGAAGGACAGAAUCGAGUCAAUGGGUGGCUACGUUGAUUUGAUACAUGGAACUUGGAGAAUUCAAGGCUGCUUGGCAGUGUCUAGGGGAAUUGGAGAUAGGGACCUUAAACAGUGGGUAAUAGCUGAGCCUGACACAAAAAUUGUUACAAUUAAGCCCGAAGAUGAGUUCUUGAUCUUAGCUUCUGAUGGCUUAUGGGAUAAGGUUGGUAAUCAAGAAGCUGUAGACCUUGCUCGCAGUUUGUGCAUAGGAGUCGAGAAGGCAGACCCGUUAUCUGCCUGUAAAAAGCUUGCUGAUCUCUCCGUUUCACGAGGCUCCUGUGAUGAUAUUAGUGUGAUGCUGAUCCACCUGGGACGCUAUGUUUGAUUAAAAACCAUUCUUGAUAAUGAUCCACUGACACGUGUAGGCUGAUGGAUAUUUGUUUUGUGGAAGAUCCUUGCAAGCUGGGAGCUGCAGGUUGACUAUAAAUAUGGUGGUAGUGAUGACGAAAAUCGAAUAAUUAUUGUAUUUAGAUUUUAGAGUAGUCUGAUCUAGAAACAGUUAUAGCUUUUGACAAUCUUGGGUAUUAUUUCACCCAUGGAAGAUUGAUUGAACAUAUUAGGAUUCUCAGCUGAUAUUCUUUUAUUCAUUCAUUGAUUAAUUCAUUUAUUCUUUAGCAAAA
Populus nigra (black poplar) is the source of this 1621-nucleotide messenger RNA. RefSeq names its product probable protein phosphatase 2C 25. Bases 148 to 1326 code for a protein of 392 amino acids. Gene Ontology annotation, molecular function: protein serine/threonine phosphatase activity; cation binding. The record is from RefSeq and is a predicted model, not a curated record. The transcript has 4 exons. Gene Ontology annotation, biological process: protein dephosphorylation. NCBI's taxonomy places the organism in Eukaryota, Viridiplantae, Streptophyta, Magnoliopsida, Malpighiales, Salicaceae.